This is a messenger RNA of Paramormyrops kingsleyae, 2336 nucleotides long. RefSeq names its product SHQ1, H/ACA ribonucleoprotein assembly factor (gene shq1). The record is from RefSeq and is a predicted model, not a curated record. Lineage: Eukaryota; Metazoa; Chordata; Actinopteri; Osteoglossiformes; Mormyridae. Gene Ontology annotation, cellular component: cytoplasm; nucleoplasm. Gene Ontology annotation, biological process: box H/ACA snoRNP assembly.
ACGGUAGGAACAUGGCGGCCCCUGUACGGCAUGUGCGGUGUGGAUGACGGAGGAGGCUGCCGGAGUGUUGCGUUGUAGCUGUGUGAACGAUCACUAACAUCAUGAUCACCCCGGCAUUCGAGCUGAGCCAGGACUCCGAUUUCCUGCUGCUGAGAAUCCGGGUUCCCUACACCAGGGCAGCCGAGUUUGACCUCUACAUCGACGGAGAGGAUUUCAAAUUCUACGCCAAGCCCUACUUCCUAAGAUUGACGCUUCCCGGAAGAAUCGUAGAGGAUGGAAGAGAAAAGGCGUCAUUUGAUAUUGAUAAAGGUCUCUUUACCCUUCGUGUCCCCAAGGAAUCACCAGGAGAGAACUUCGAGGGCCUGGACAUGUUGACUAGUCUGAUGGCUCCCAAAGGCUCCAGAUCAGCCAAGCCCCUCGUCGAGGAGAUGGAUACCUGUGAUGGUGCUAUAGGCGGUGAAGAAGAAGAGGAUGACUUUGACUGGCAGAUGGAGCAGGAAGCAUAUGUGGAGAGCUCAGAAGAGGAGCUCAGAUCCCUCCAGAAAUACGGAUUUGGAAACCAAAGGUCCGGGGUGUUUACCAGGCUGCAGGAGGAGCUCGGUGACGUCGUCGAUGUGAAGAACCCAGACUCCAGCACGGCCUCGGAGAGGCGGAAGGAUCGCCUCGCAGCCGAAGACACCAUUUUCUGCCACGACCAUUACCUCGUCAACUUAUUUGAAAAUGAGGAAAUCGAGAAGCUGCUUAAGUUUCGCCCAUGGUGGAGCAAGUGUGGCCAAGAUGGAGCGCAGGCGGAGUUCGGCCAAGCAGGGAUCUUCACGGAUGAGGAGCGGGACCAGCUGAGGAGGUUCACCAACCGCUCCUACCUGCUGGAGAAGAAGACGCUGCAGCAUGUUUGGCUGGGUCUAGUGGAUAUCAUACUGGCGUACGCGUAUGACACUCGCAUCACUGAGGAUGAGCACUGCGUGGAAUCAGCUUGGAAUAUCAGGAAGGUCAGCGGGACCCUCUGCUGGCUUGAGACCUACAGCACUCUGCAGGAAGUCUUGGUGUCUUUUGGACGAAGAUGCCUGUGUUACCCACUGUUCAGACACUUUGACCUCAUCACCACAGUCAUCCAUGAUGCAGCCUUAAUAUUCCAGUCAGGGAAGGCCUGUGUGCUUAAGUGCCUGCUGGACGUUCACAAGAUCUUCAGGGAAAAUGACCCCGCCUACAUUCUCAAUGACCUCUACAUCACGGAUUACUGUGUGUGGAUCCAGAAGGUCAAGUCCAAGAAGGUGGUGGCCCUGGCCGAGCCACUACUCAAGGCAUCACUGACGAAGGAGGAUAUGGAGCUGGAGCUGGAUCUUCUGGAGAAGGUGGCGAUGGAGGGAGAAAGUCAAGAGGAGGAGGGCGAUGAGGGGGAGGAAGAUGAGACAGAGGAUGAAGAGGAGGAGGAGGAAGAUGAGAAAGAGGGCCUGAGAAUGGAGGGAAGUUCUUCCUGGUCCCACGUUGAGGGACAGCUCAGCAGUGACAGGACCUCCUUGUCACCGAAGAGCGACCAUCUCUCCAUGAAAGAGGAAGGACCUGCGGCCCCCAGCCAGAGACUCAUCCAGGAGCUGGUGGAGACAGUGGAGGUGGGAUUAAGGGUGUCGGAGCCCGGUGACUGCGAGGUGGGCGCGGCAGACGGCGUGGAGACGCGGGACGUAGGCACCCCUCAGGGGACCCUCCUGGAAGUGCGUCCGUACAAAAACCCGCUGCUGAUUGUGCCCACUGCCGGAGAGGACGACGGCAUCUGGCAGGGGCCCAGCGGCCUGUAAACGCCUGUCAGACAGGUGCCACCCACAGCGUGUGAUGACUGUGACCCUCACAAAGCUUGUCACCCGCUCUGCUUUGCUUCUGUAAAUCCUGCUACCUCCCAUUUCCAUAGAGUAGCAGGUGGAGUCUUUGCCAUAGUCUUUGAGUUUUAUCGAAGGAAAAUAUUUAAACUGAGAAGCCCGGGACUUGACCCCGAGCCCCAGCGUGUUUGACGAGCCUUCUUGGAAUAUUCAUACUUCACAGGAAUUCAAAUUAAUUUCCACUAAAGUGUUUUUUUUAUUUGUUGUAAUCAGUGUUCUUUGGAAUCUGUUCAUCCAUUUCUGCAUCUUAUUGUAACUGUUGGAAAUUAAUAUUAGCUAAAAGCCUGAUCAUUGUUUCUCCUAAGUCUGAAUUAAUCAUUGUUCAUAAGACAGUUGUGCUCAUUCUUGUUCCAUGUUGGUUACACAUUUCAGCUGAAUAUUUUUCCCGAACUUUUGUACAUCUCAUGUGCAUUUUUAUAUUGUUCUGUUGAUUGGAUCAAAAUUAAAACUGGAUUCCUGUUGUGA